CUAGGCGACGUCCAAUGGGCGUGUCCGGCUGUCAGUUGCCGGAUGACAUCACAAGAUGGCGCCGGGUGGGGAGGGGGAGGACAGAGCCGGGCGGAAUCGCUGUGCGGGUGUGGUCUUUGUGCCCCCCGAACAGAUGGACCCUCGGCCCCUGUUCCAGGCUGUGGACGCCCUCUGUGAUGAAAACAUAAGUCACUUUGGAGAGUCUAGUUCUGAAGUGGGCUCCCGCUUGGUGCAGGCAUUCUCCCGAAUUCAAGAGCAAAUCAGGGAGAUAGAACCGGCAUUACGUGCCCUAGCUGCUGUAUGCCCCCUCUUUGACUUGGACCCUUCUACUCCAGCAAAUGGGUACCGCAGCCUGAUGAAGGUGGUGCUGUCCUGUACUCAGUACAUUUUACACAAGUGCCGAUAUGUGACAGACAACCGGCGUAGCCUCUUUUUUCGUGCAGCACACAACUGUUCCGAGCUAGAGGCCUAUGGCUCUGCACUCAUACAGCUCCGUGCCCUACUCUGCUUUGCACAGCGGCUGCUUACAGCCAACCAGCAUGGAGACCUUUUCUUUUGGCAGGAGCGGGGCUUAUCUGAAGAGUUCCUAAGAGAGUAUAGCACCAUGCACAAGGGCUGCUUCUAUGGCCGAUGCUUAGGGUUCCAGUUCACCCCUUCGAUUCGCCCAUUCCUUCAGACUAUCUCCAUCGGAUUGGUGUCUUUCGGUGAGAAUUACAAGCGCCAUGAGUCUGGGAUCAAUGAGGGAGCUAUUGGGACUUACUAUGGUGUGGCUGCCAGUUCUUUCUUUAUAAGUGGGAGAUAUGCAAUUGACCCAGAGCUUCGGGGAGCAGAAUUUGAAAGAAUCACUCAGAAUUUGGAUGUGAACUUUUGGAAGACGUUCUGGAAUAUCACAGAGAUGGAAGUGCUUACGUCCAUAGUUGGCAUUGCAUCAACCAAUGUACGUAUCAACAAAUGCCUGUCUGUGCCCCCGGAACCACUGGAGAUGCCUCUAUACUCUGAUCCCCGACUUACAGUCACCAUUAAUCCCCCUGUGGCUCACACUGGCCCUGGGCCAGUACAUAUGCGCUUAAUAUCCUAUCAGCUGCGGGAAGGGCAGGAGAGUGAGCAGCUUAGUGCUCUGAUGAAACCUGAGGGUCCUUUAAGCAUAGACCUUCGUCUCCGAUCCCGUCCAGCUCCACUGUCUCCUGACCUCAUCAUUCACUUCCAUGGGGGAGGUUUUGUGGCUCAGACUUCCAAGUCCCACGAACCUUACCUUAGAACAUGGGCCCAGGAGUUGGAAGCACCGAUUCUGUCUGUCGAUUACUCUCUGGCACCUGAGGCUCCCUUUCCGCGGGCACUGGAGGAAUGUUUCUAUGCAUAUUGCUGGGCACUAAAGAAUUGCCGACUUCUAGGUUCCACAGCAGAGCGUGUCUGCUUAGCUGGUGACAGUGCUGGAGGUAAUCUGUGUAUCACUGUGUCACUUCGUGCUGCCUCUGUUGGUAUCAGAAUGCCUGAUGGGAUCAUGGCUGCCUACCCUGCAACACUUCUGCAAGCAACUGCCUCACCAUCCCGCCUGCUGACCCUUAUGGACCCCCUGCUUCCUCUCAGUGUGCUGUCUAAAUGUCUGAGCGCCUAUGCAGGCACCGAGCGAGUGCCAAUUGAUGAACGUGCUCUUGAAAAGCAGAGCGCUCUCAGUCAAGUAAAGAGAGGGACAGCUUUGUUUCUGAGAGACAUUCGUCAGGGCGCCACAUCCUGGCUGAGUUCAUUCAUGGAUGGAAAAAAAGAGAAGGGGAACCUAGAAACCAUGAGAACAAGCGUUUCAGAGGCAGCCUUAACAGAAGAAAGCACAGCUCACUUCAGGGGUUCGCUAAAGAGCAAGACCUGCCAGGAUUUAAGCAGGCAUCAGUAUGUUGAGCAGGAUGGGAAUCAGAACCAACAUCUCACACAAAACAAGCACAGCUUGAAGUCCCACAAACAGAACACAGCCAAAGGGCUGCAGAAUGGUUGUGGAAAUGUUCAGCGGCCACUUUCUACCUUGCCUGUUCAGCCAGGACAGGAUGGCACAGAGCAACUUUCUCCUCUCAGCCCCCAAAUGCAGGGAGGAAGCUUCUUUCUGUCAGAGAGUGAAAGUGACAGUGACACAUCUGGACAAUGCUUGAAGGGUGAAAGCCCUAUACAUUUAAAAGAGAACAUCCCUCCAUUUCACUCCAGUGAGGGCAGUACACUUGGAUUCCCAGAAGGAUUCCAGCCCCUGCGUUCUCAGAAUGGUGUUGCUAACAUGACUCUACAGACUUCAGCCAUUGUGCACAACCCCUACAUGUCUCCCCUGCUGGCUCCUGAUAAUAUGCUGCAAGGCUUACCCCCUAUUCAUAUAGUGGCCUGCGCUCUGGAUCCGAUGUUAGAUGAUUCUGUCAUGUUUGCCAAGCGUCUGCGAGCGCUGAAUCGCCCAGUUACACUGCAGGUGGUGGAAAACCUCCCUCAUGGAUUCCUUAGUUUAUCUCAACUGUCCAGAGAGACUCGUGAAGCCACAGCAGUUUGUGUUCAAUGCAUCCGUCAGGUCCUGCACAAUGAGGCACCACCUCCUCCACCCACUGAGCCCCGAAAGCACAGAAAGCUUGAACGGACCCUGGGGAAGAACCUUGUGACUGAGAGAGAGAUUGGAGCUUGAGAAACUUAUGUUUUAAUGUAGUCCAGUAAGAAAUAGAGCACUCCUCUUUAACACAUCACCUCAACUAGUAAUUGCUUCUUCUGUACAUGUUACAAGUCACUGAGGUACUAACCAGAAGGCUGCUAUGUUUUUAUUUUUCUUUGGUUUUGCAACAAGGCGCCCUGGAGCUGGGUUGUUUUUAUGUCAUCUCAUAGAUUUAAUAAUCCCCAAUUGUAAUGGGAAAGCCAAAUAUAUUCCCACUGGCAGGUGGAAUGUCAUUUGGUUACAGGUAUCAGUAUUCUCUGAGAGAAUGAAUCGCAACAGAGCAUUUAAGUUUGGCUGAGGAUUCAUGCCCACACCAGCAAAAGGCCCAGCACAAGUGUCUUUUUUUAUUUUGUUUCUAAUAAUAGAUGGGGCUGUCGUAUUGCUUACUGCACACAGAAGCCCCAUGCAACGUAUUUCUGCACUUAUCCUGGACCCCUGAGCUGCUCACUGUGUGUGAACUUUACCUUUAGAUAAAACAAUGAGGGGAUGGUGGCACCAGAGAAACCCAGAGAUUAAAGUGCAUUAUUACAAGCAAAAUGAGGGACACUUGUGUCAGGCGUUUAUUUAGCCAUGGGAACCCGGCAGACAAGAGGCAGGAAGACAUGAUAUUUCCCACCAAAGAUAGUUGUAUGCAAAAUCUAUUUUAUGCCACAAACCAAAAGGAGCCCCAAAACAUACCUCAUAGAUAUACAUUACCUAUGUAUAUUAUAUCCCUUGUAUGUAUAUAUUGUGCUUUGCUGCCCUCGGAAGGUUCAUAAAACCACUCUAGAUUUAGUUCUUGCAUUAGUGUGAUAACCAUUUAAUAUAGUUGUCCGUUGCACAGGCCCACAGGUAGAGGGGGUGCACUAUAGACCCACACCCCUGUCCCUGGUGAAGAUCACUGUUCUGGACCAGCCAUGGCCUACCUUACAGCCCACUUGUGUAGGUGGCAGCAAUCCCUAGUUACUCCACUGAUAGUUGUGUGUUUUACAAAACAAUGGGGGACAGUGUCAGAUAUUGCACAUUUUGUUAAAGUGACCUCUCUCAAAAAGGCUGAAUGUGAACUCUUUGGGGUGUUGUGUUGUCCAUAACCACUGCUUUUUUAUCUUCUACCAGAACAGCUGCAGUUUCAUGUGUCUCUAUGUGUAUGUGAGCAACUGUGCAGCCAUUUUGCCCCUGCAAGUAUGUCUGCAUAGUGAUUGUACAUGUAUGUGUGUCUGUAAAUAUCAGCAUUUGUGAGAUUUUACGUUUAUUCUGUGUAUGUGUGCCAUUUUACACUUGUUAUAUAUGUGUGUGUGUAUAGAGACAGGAGUUCAUUAGGCAGAAUUCAGAUUGAAUUCAUUGUGGGAAUUUCUUGGUGCAACAGUCCAUAUCAUUUGGUUCUAGUUUCAGUGUCUCUAAUCGCUGUGAUUCAAAUGGGAAAUGUGAAUUUUGCCUAAAGGAGUCAAUCGCUUCUGUGUAUUUUUUAUCUUUUAUAUGUGUAAAUUGUUAAUAUUCAUAUUUAUGUGUCAUUUUGUAGAUAUCUGACUCUGUACAGUAUAAUAGUGCUUUUACUUUGUACAUACAAACAUGUAAUGUUCUGAAAUCCCAUGUACAGUGCGUGUGCAUCCAUAAGAACAUUCUAUAGUGUUUGUACUUUUACCACCUUCCAGAUGAUAAAUACAGAGCUGUAGCUUGAGUUUUAAAAGCAGGUUAGUUCUGUUUGUUAUAGGUGCUGCUGCUUGGUGCAAGCAUAGGGGAAAAAACACUUUUCUCCAAAUGUUUGUACUCUGCAAAUCUGUUUCAUAUAAUAUAUUUAAAAACAUGGCUAUAAAUGAUGCAUUUAACACACUAAACUUAAUGUACCAGCCCAGAGGUGCUGUAGCCCUAUAGCAGCAGUCCAGGUCUUUAAAACCAGGCCUUUAAAGUUGUCCACAGCAUCUCCCCUUCUUGGAUCAUGUUAGGCCAUCUUUUGUAUGUCAGUGACACUGCACAUGCUCAGUUCUCUCUGGGCAGCUGUUAGGAAACUAAUCUUAUGGGUCAUCAAUUCAUUACCAGAGAGUGAGGUUACAUAGAACAUCAUAGAAGUUGAUAACACAGGGCUGAUUAUUAAUCAAUUUUGAUGCAGAAUGCACUGGUUUCUAGGCUGCCAUGUAAUGCGAAUCUUAAUUAAUCACUAACCUUUUAACAUAACUUGUAUACAGUGUAUAUUGUACACAGUACAUUGUGAGUCGGUCUCUAAACCAAGGUAACUGACAGCAGCCCAGAGUAUGUGCUGGGAAUCAGCUAUGUUAGAAAGGAUUUACAAUUUUGCCAUUGUAAACAAUAAAAGUAACCCCCAUCAUUGCACAUAAACCAGGCUCCGGGUGCAGAAUAACACAUGGCUGUAUGUUCUGCUCCACUUGUAUGAUUCAAGGUCAAUGUGAACCCUGCUGGUAACAAGCAGUAUGUGUAUUGCCUUAUGUUUCUAUCAAUCAGAAAAGGUGGGUUUAUUUUGGUGCUGCUGUCUCUUAGAAGCCAUGUAUAUCGGUUAAGCAGACAAAUGUCAGUAUUUCGGGGUUCACUCAUUGGGAUUUGGUAUUAUGAGCACAAAGAGCAAAUCAAGUACAAACCUUUCUAACGUUUCCCAUUUAAAAUUUUUAUGCCAGUUUCUGCUUUUAAAUGUUUUCCAGGAGGCUGGGUUAUCUGUGGAUUUUAGUUGAAUUUUUUUUAUAUCCACGCACCCCCUGUAGUGUACAAUAGAGCUGCUUUUUAGAAUAUUAUUUGCAAUUCAACAGUUAUACUCAGACGUGUCUAAUCUUUUAUGCCUAUUGCUCCUUUCUGAAAAACAGGGCAAUAUACAUUACUAUUAUGUUCAAUAUAUUCCAAAUAAAUAGGGCUUGUACUGAA
This is a messenger RNA of Xenopus tropicalis (tropical clawed frog), 5518 nucleotides long. It is a transcript of the gene lipe, whose product is annotated as lipase, hormone-sensitive. Lineage: Eukaryota; Metazoa; Chordata; Amphibia; Anura; Pipidae. The transcript is spliced from 11 exons. Gene Ontology annotation, molecular function: monoacylglycerol lipase activity; lipase activity; hydrolase activity. Gene Ontology annotation, cellular component: cytosol; plasma membrane; lipid droplet. Gene Ontology annotation, biological process: triglyceride catabolic process; cholesterol metabolic process; lipid catabolic process. The record is from RefSeq and is a predicted model, not a curated record. Bases 56 to 2647 code for a protein of 863 amino acids.